GCGCGGACGGUCGCUACUGUCGUGGCUCGACGUUCGCCGACUCGGGUGCAUAUUUUGUGACGUUGUACCGCGGAUUCGUCGGAUUUUCGCGUUUUUCGCGCCUCUGCGUCGUGUGACCAUCAAGUAUUAGUGUACGCCGACGAUCUUUAUCCACGUUGAACAAGAGCCAACAUGUCCUCUAGCAUCCGGACAGAUUAAAAUCGAGGGAAAAAGCAGCGAAGAGGACGGUAGCCGUGCGUGUACCAAGCAUGGAGUGGACUCAGUGCGCUCGUUUCAAAUCGUUACGAGCCGUUACAGCAGUCUCCGUCGAGCUGAGGUCGCAGCGAAACCGCGAGGAUGUGAUCGAGAAUGCCCGCAGGACCGCGUGAGAUCGUGAUCGUCCGAAAAUGGCCGCGACGACGACACCUGUACCUCCCCGCGUUUCAACGUGAUCCCUCGAAGCAAGGAGGAGUCAACCAGCGAGGGACCACCGGGCACACCGGCGAGCGAUGCACUGAGAAAGCCAUCUCGCCGCGACCCGGUUUCGAGCUACCUGUAUAUAUACACGCAGCAGGAGAUAAGUAGAUCGUGAGGCCAAUUCGCAAAAAAAAAAAAAAAAAAAAAAAAAAAUGGAGGAGGUUCGGGGAUCACCGGCGCGUCGGCUCUCGCAAAUCCUCGAUCCGAUCGCGCGGCUCGCCACCGAUUUCGGCUCGAAUUCAGCCCCGUGCAGCCCGAGACUCGGGGUCAGGGGCCACGAGGCGUCCUCCGGCACGAUGAUUCAGACCGGGCCGGCCGAGACGAUACGCAGACAGCAGGAGACAACGAGUCGCGGUCAUUCGAGCGGUGCUGAGAGUCCGCGACUUUGGCCGCGACAGAUCCGCCAAGCUCCAGCCCCGCCGCCCCGGCCCAGACACGGAAACACCAGCCAGAACACGGCUACCUCUACUCAUCAGGCAUCCGGUGGUCUUACAGCACCGCCGCCGCCGCCGCCUGUGCACACCAGGGACUCGCCGUACGUGAACGUGCCGAGUCUGUUGAUCCAGAAAGAGAACAAGGGUUUCACGGACACGGCGAGAAGUGUCGGUUACGUGGAGCUCAGAGACACCAAGCCAAAGUGCAGCCCGUACGACUUCACGUCCGAACCGAGCGGUCACGUGGAGUACGCCGACAAACGGACGUUCGCCGCGCAAACGGACUUUGACGGGUCCGCCGCGUGUUACGAGAAGGAUCUUGCCGUUUUGGCCAGGUCCAGAUCGAAUUUCGAUCCUGGACCCUCGCCACGACCCGGACAACAUUUCGAUCGCGCGUAUUCGUGCUCGGGCAGGCAACCGGAAUCAACCGGUAACAGAGUGUUCACCGAAAAUCGACUGUUCGUGGAACAGAGGAACACAGCUGCUGCAGUUGCUGCGGCGGCGGGCUCGGAUGCGAAGAAAGAGAAGCUUUUGGAGAGCAGCAGACCCGCUUACGGCUCGUCCAAGAGCUUCGAUGGAUACUCGACCGCGGUGGAGGAGCUUAAUUGGCAGGAGAGGUGCCUCGAGCUGCAACUCGAGCUGCACAGAAGCAGAAGCCAGGCCACCAGAGUGCGGGACAUGCUUCGCGAGAAGCUGUCGGAGCUCGAGCAGCGGGUGUUAGAAGCGGAGGGGCGAGCCGACGAGGCGGAGGACAAGGUACGGAUGAUGGAGGAGCGGCUAGUGAAGGGUGAAUACUGCUUGAGCACAUCCGGCGUUGGUUCUCCACCGCAUUCGCUGCCGUCUACUUCCGGUACGCAGAAUGAUAAGAUCGAGGAUGUCCAUUGCGCCUGUAUAUCGAAGCUAGAGACACAAGUCGAGGAACAGAGGCAGCUACGGCUUCAAGACGCGCGGCAGGUCGAGGCGAAAGCCGCCAGGAUAAAGGAAUGGGUCACCAAUAAGCUGAGGGAGCUGGAACAGCAGAACCAACAUCUGCGGGAACAGAACAACAAGUGCAACCAGCAAUUGGAACUCCUCAGGAAUCAUAUAACGAACAUCGGGCUAAAACCACCUGCACCCACGAGAGCAUCGCUGUCCCUGGAGGUGGAUCCCACGUUACGCAGACGAUCGGAGAGCCUCGAGGGAACGCCGCAGACGGUGCCCGAAAGCGUGCAAAGCGCCGUCGCGGAACCGCAAGCCGGCACCAAACAUCGAAGACACCUGUCCGCUUGCGGGACCAUACAGAGGGGGAUCGUGACCACCAACAUGGACUCGAGCCUGCUGUCCGAGGAGCUCGCCGCCGCGGUCGAGAAUCUGGUGAUGUUGCCGAACAUACCCGGUGUCGGGGAGACCAGCCGUGACAGCGACAGUUCCGAGGCUGUCCACGACUACGCGGAGAUCUACACGCCCAGCAGGGAAGGGAUGAAUUGGGCGCAGAACACGCAGGGACCUCGACCGCCUACGCCGCCUCUUCAUCGGUUUCCUAGUUGGGAGGCGAAGAUAUAUCAGGUUGCCGAUGGCGGGCUUGGCAUCGGUCCACCGACCAACGAGGAAUCCGCGCCUUCCACGAUGACCAACACGACCAGCUCGUCGAAACAUUCCCAGGCAACAGGACACAACUUAACUGCGCACAAUUCCCAAGGCUACUGCGAUAUUUCGGUUCCGGUCUACGCAACGGUCAAGGGACGAGCCAGUCAGAUCAGGUCUAUGCCUUUCGGCGACAGUUCCGACGACAGUUCGGACGGCGAGGAUCAUCCGAAUCAAACCGAGACGAACACCAGGAUCACCAAUAGUUCGUCGGACAACACGGACUCGUCGCUCGGCAGCGGUAGCAGUCCAUCGAAGAGCGUGAAAACCACAAGCAGCCUUAGUCCCGCGAAGAGAAGCUCUAGCGGUUCGCCUAGUAAAAGCGUGAAACGCGAUACCUCUCUGGAAUCCGGUUUGUCGGAGGACUACGCGAUACCACCGGACGCCCUCAGCUCGACCUCUCUCGAGUCUAGCAUGCCCAGCCUGCUGAUGCGGGUUUCCGGCGAGAGCCCGAAGCGACAGGAGUCAUUGGAGAAGACUGGCCACUUGGCGAAACUCGGCGGAAAGCUGAAAACCUGGCGAAAGAGAUGGUUCGUGUUGAAAAACGGUGUGCUAACUUACUGGAAGAGCCAGAACGACGUGAACAGGAAACCUCAAGGUCAAAUCGUGUUGGACGAAGUGUGCAGAAUAAACAGAGCAGAGGGCGCUGCCACGUUUGAGAUAGCCACGGGGAAAAAGACUUACUAUCUAACGGCAGACUGCAUCGCGACAAUGGAAGACUGGAUAAGGGUUCUGCAGAAUGUACAGAGGCGGAACGCCACGAAGCUUUUACUCAGCAAAGAGGACAACAAGCCCACGAUACAGGGCUGGUUGACGAAGGUGAAGAACGGGCACGCCAAGAAGUGCUGGUGCGUCCUGAUUGGAAAAAUGUUCCUUUACUUUAAGUGCCCUAACGAUACGAAUCCUAUUGGACAAAUAAAUAUGAGAGACGCGAGAGUGGAAGAGGUCGAACACGUGUCCGACAGCGACAGCGAGGAAAGGGACACCGAGUGCCCCCACGAAAGAACAAUCGGCAUAUUUCCGACUCAUCAGGGUCCUACAUACUUGUUGAUGCCUUACAAACAGGACAAAGACAACUGGCUGUACCAUUUGACGGUGGUUUCCGGAGGCGGGCCUAGCGCGGGAACUCAGUACGAGCAGCUAGUCCAAAGACUGAUGGAAACCGACGGAGACCCUAAUUGCGUCCUUUGGAGACACCCUUUGUUGCUCCACACAAAAGAGAACAUCACUAGUCCACUGACCAGCUUGACGUCAGAAGUCUUGCAGUCCGAGGCUAUCAAGCUCUUCAAGGCUUGUCAGCUGUUCAUGUCGGUAGCAGUGGAGCAAGCAGGCAUAGACUACCACGUGGUACUAGCGCAAAACGCGUUGCAACAAUGCUUAGAUCAACCUGAAUUGCAAUCUGAAUUCAUCUGUGCACUGGUAAAGCAGACAAGUCGUCACACGCAACAUCGUUUGGGCGUACAGCAGCUCCUCCUCUGCGCCACGCAAUCGCUGUUCACCUGCGAUACGCAAAGUCCCGCGGCAAAUGGCAGCGGUGAAAAUGCGGACGCACAGUCGACGGCCUCCACUUCUCACAGUCCUCCGCUCACGCAGGGCCACUCUACGUCUACGAUUCUGGACUGCAAAACUAACCCCGCCCAGUACGUUCUUAUCCAGGGAUGGCAGCUACUCGCCCUCGCUGUAUCGCUCUUCUUGCCCAGGAAUAAUCGGCUACUCUGGUACCUGAAGUUACACUUGCAGAGAAACGCGGACACCAAGUCCGAGUGCGGCAAGUACGCAGCCUACUGUGAAAGAGCUCUGGAAAGGACUCUGCAAAACGGUGGCAGAGAGGUGAAACCCUCGAGAAUGGAAGUUCUGUCUAUAUUGAUGAAGAACCCUUACCAUCACUCCCUGCCGCACGCGAUACCGGUACAUUUUUUGAACGGCACGUAUCAAGUCGUCAGCUUCGAUGGCAGCACAACAAUAGAGGAAUUUCUGAACACUUUGAACCAAGAGAUCGGCUGUCGGGACGCGCAUCAGUCCGGUUUCACGUUGUUCAGCGACGACCCAAUCGAGAAGGAGCUAGAACACUUUAUUGACCUACAAGCGAAGCUCUGCGAUAUUAUUUCAAAAUGGGAGACCGCGUUGAGGGAGAAACGUUCAGGAAAAUUCGAGAACACCAGGGUCAUACAGUUGACGUACAAGUCUAGAUGCUACUGGCGUCAGGCUGCUAAAAUGGAGACUGAUAGGGAGAGGCUUUUGUUGUGUUAUCAAGUAAAUCAACAGGUUGUGCAUGGGAAGUUUCCAGUGAAUCGUGAGCUUGCGUUCGAGCUAGCUUCCUUAAUGGCUCAGAUUGAUUUUGGAGAAUAUAACAAUGACAAGGCACGGGGGAGUGGCCCGGGAAGCAAUCCGCAUCACCUGGUUCUCCAGGCUCUGGACAAAUUUUAUCCCAUACGGUAUCGGACGAACAUCGCUGCCGAUCAGUUGAGGCAACUACAAGACAGGCUGCAAGACAAGUGGAUCGCUUUAAAAGGUCGCAGCGUAUUAGACUGUGUUCGUAUAUAUCUGACUUGCACCAGAAAGUGGCCUUUCUUUGGAGCUACACUGUAUCAAGCGAAGUUGAAACAAGCCGAACCAAUGACCGUGUGGAUAGCCGUUUCCGAGGACAGCGUGACGUUAUUGGAACUGCAAACGAUGGCAGUUGUGUGUCGUUACAACUACGCUAAUAUAGUCACGUUCGGAGGGUGUUUGGAUGACUUCAUGCUCGUCGCUUGUCCCGACGAAGGCGCUGCUGAACAGAAGCUUUUAUUUGCUCUAUCGAAACCUAAGAUAUUGGAAAUAACCUUGUUGAUCGCCGACUAUAUGAAUGCCUUGGGACACGCUUUACCCGGUACACCACAAAUGAACACGUUAACUCGAAACGGGUCUCACAGAUCAAUUAAGUCCACUCUCAGACCUACCACUGGUUCAAGCUGUCUUCCAACGCAACCGGAUAUUUUGAAGUCAACGCCGGACCACCAAAGACCUUAGUAAGACUGGUUCGAAAUCCGUUUCGGUAAAAGUAGCAGGGAAACGUGCCAGUUGGUUCACGAAAGUCUGAUUUUGCCAAGGCUCUAACUUUAUACACACGAUGGUACUAUACUCUUGUAUUAUAAACAUCCGCGUAGGGUAACAACCGCGAACACCGGACUGUAAGUUAAUUUUAGUUGCGUUUUAUGUAAAUUAGAAACGAUGCUUGCGAACGAGCGUAUAAUGUGUAAAUAUUCGACAGCAAGCGAGACGAAUACACAAACACACAUGCACACAAAGAGGACUCGGUCGUCCACGUUG
Messenger RNA from Dufourea novaeangliae, 5822 nucleotides. RefSeq lists its product as uncharacterized. The record is from RefSeq and is a predicted model, not a curated record. Gene Ontology annotation, cellular component: cytoskeleton. The transcript has 21 exons. Lineage: Eukaryota; Metazoa; Arthropoda; Insecta; Hymenoptera; Halictidae. The coding region runs from base 609 to 5522 and encodes 1637 amino acids.